CGCAUAGAGAGGUUGAGUUUUCUGUUCUCAGAUGCUGUUCUGUGCACUCGUAUCACACACACGCGCGUGGUUUUUAUGUGCACAGGUUUUGAGAUUAGUUAAACACCAAAGGGGUCCUUGAUUAUUUUUUGUUUCAUUAUAUUCCAUCAGCUAAGCAGUGGUGUAGCCAGAAAACUGACUUUGGGUGACUGUGGUUGCCCACUUCAAAACCACGAGAUUUGCUCAGCUAAACCUGCUGUCAGCAAGCCUUCAUGUCAACUAUUGGUAAUUCACCAUGUGUGAACCUUGGCCAACGGGUGACUAGCGCUGCUGGGCCGUGAAAAGACACGCUGCUAUUUCAUCUGUGCUGGUAUCCCUGCAGUUUUUAUUUCCAACUUAUUUGUUUAGCAGUUUUGCUCGGAUGUUUUUAUUAUUAGUUUUGUACUGAUUUGUGUUUAUUAGUUUUGUUUUGUUUUUACUAUGGCUGUUCCUGCAAUCAUGUGCAGAUACAGGCAGAACCUAAACGUAACAGAACACUACAAAGAGAGGUUCCCGAUUCCAUGGCCCGAUCUCCCAUGACUCGAGCCCUGCAGCUGCUGCUGGCACUCGGCUGGAUUUUAGAAGGUCAGAGCACUGAUGAACUGAUGAACGAGGACCCAUUAAAUGGGGUUGAGGAUUCAGGACCGGUCAUGACAGGAGGUCCACCCAACCAGCCCUGGCCCCCCCAACCAGCCUUCCCACCUAUCAAGGAUUCAUUACCCCCUGCACCUGGUGAAGUGUACAUUAUGCUUCAGGAACUCAUUAAACAGUUACCGGACAACCGGACGAACAGCAUUUUCAUCUGGAACAACCAGACAAACAGCAUUUCCACCCAGGACUGCCUGUUAUACAGCAGUUUCAUCCUGUUGAUUGUGGUGUCCGUCCUUUACUCGGUUGCAUUCCUUGUCGGGCUCCCAGCGAACAUCCUGGCCCUGUGGGUGCUGAUCUUCCACACGGAGAAGAUCCCAUCCACCAUCCUCCUCAUCAACCUGACAGUGCUGGAUGUGCUCGUCCUUCUGAUGUUGCCCUUCCGCAUCACUUACCACUUUGCUGGCAAUGACUGGUUCUUCAGUGAGUCACUGUGCCGACUGGUCAUGGCUCUGAUCUACGGUAGCAUGUAUGGUUCUAUGCUCUGCCUGGCAUUUAUCAGCAUAGACCGGUAUAUAGCUCUAGUGCACCCCUAUAGUGCUCUGACCCUGCGCAGCCAUCGCACCUCCCUGGCCAUGAGUGUAUCCCUUUGGGUGGUGGUCCUGUUAACUAUGAUGCUCCAGGUUUUCUUUCAAAUGGCUUUCUCGCCGCCCUUCAGCACUAACAUUGCCCUGUGUUAUGAUGCCCCGCUUUCUUUCUUUUUCCCCUUUCUAGGCCUUCUCUUGUUCUUUCCACCCCUGCUGGUAAUUCUGUUCUGCCAUGGCACUGUACUGAAGACCCUUCUGGUCAGAGGGCACCGCUACUUCCAUGCUGCAUGCCUCACUGCCCUGGUCUUGCUGGUCUUCUUUGCAUGUUUCCUCCCUAACAUCAUCAUCCUGCUUCUGUACCUCACAAACGGGAAUUGCGACCUCAUUGUGCCCUAUGUAGUCAGCCUGGCCUUCAGCUGCUUUGGUCCCUGCAUUGAUCCCUUCAUCUACAACUAUGUAUCUGAUGAUUUCAGGGGCAAAGUUCUCAGGGUGCUCUGCUGCCGCCAUGCUGGGCAACAAGUAUCCUCCAAUAACAGCGGCAUACAUUUGUCAAGCAGCAGCCAAUCCAGCAGCACCUUGCUGUCUAAGUUUUGGGGGCAGAUGAAAAUUUUUUGCUCGGAAAUGUGCCAGGAGGUGUGAUGCAGAAUAGAUCUAAAGCAGUUUUAUAUGAGAAGUUUGUAAAAUGUCUUAAAUAUGUAAGUGUUGGGUAAAAAAUAUUUACACUUCUUGCUCUGUACUAGUGACAAUUAGCUCACUAUCUUAUUUAAACAGAGCAGUGAGUUUUGCUCAGUCAUCAUCACUCUACGGAUCCUAUUCUUCCAUCAAGCAUACAACUCAAAGCACUUAAAUAGACAUAUUAUACACAAUUUCUCAAACUUUCAGAUAGGAAGUAAACCUCCUUGGCUACUUCUAGGCAUGACACCCCAAAAAGACUUAAU
Molecule: messenger RNA, 2131 nt
Organism: Paramormyrops kingsleyae
Lineage: Eukaryota; Metazoa; Chordata; Actinopteri; Osteoglossiformes; Mormyridae
Source: RefSeq, a predicted model, not a curated record